Molecule: messenger RNA, 2553 nt
Organism: Eimeria maxima
Lineage: Eukaryota; Apicomplexa; Conoidasida; Eucoccidiorida; Eimeriidae
Product: sodium/hydrogen exchanger, putative
Exons: 11
Coding region: 1-2553 (850 amino acids)
Biological process (GO): sodium ion transport; proton transmembrane transport; regulation of pH
Cellular component (GO): membrane
Molecular function (GO): sodium:proton antiporter activity
Source: RefSeq, a predicted model, not a curated record
AUGGUAAACCUGUUGCUGGUGCUGCCGCUGUUGCUCCUUGAGGCAGAGAUUCAUCCAUUAUUUCCCGUGCAAACGACCGCUGCACCAUUGUCUGGAGUUGACGAAGGAGCAACAACAGCAGGUGUUGCUGCUUCCGGUGCAGUUGCUGCAGCGAACCGCCCAGCCCGCGCAGUUACUCCAGCAGCGUCAGCAGCACAACCACCUGGUACAACAGCAACUACGUCUACAGCGGGGACAUAUAAAAACAUCUCCGCACCAGUGGUACAGGGAGAAGCAGCAACUGUUGCUGCAGCACCCCCUGCAGCUCUAGCAGCAGACCGAACGUCCCUGUCUGCCGCCGCACCUGCCGGUGCUGCAGAGCCCCAAGAUUCCCCGUACUCACGAACUAAAUGUAGCCAGCCGGCAGCAGCAGCUUAUGCUGCUGCAAAUGGUGCAGCAGCCGACGGCAUUAAGCAGCAGCUGCUGCACCUGGUACUGCUGCCCCCCGUAUCGCGACGCUUAGAGGAAAAACUGGAACAACUAAGUAGCAGAAGCAACGUCAAUACGACCAGCAUCAUUGCAACCAGCACGGGCCGCAGCACUAGCACCGCCGUCAAUAGCAACAGUUCGGAUGAGAAGAACACCAGCACUCAAGAAGGCGGCGACAGCAGUGCAGGUAGCAGCAGAAACAGCAGCAGUGGAAGCAGUAGAGACAUCGACACCAGUAGAAGCAGCAACAACAAUAACAGCGGCGGAAGCAGCAGCAACAACAACAGGGGAAGCAGCAACACAAACAAGAGCAGGGCCAGCAGCAGCAACAGCAGCAGCUGGGCAAGCGAGGCAGGUGAUGAUCUCAGCAGCAGCGAAAAGGAGGUGGUGAUGUCUGUGGGGCUGUUGUUGCUACUCCUAAUUGUUGCUGCAUGCCUGUUUAUUUCUCUUGCCGCCAAACGCAUGAAGCAGCUGGUGCUUCAAGUACCGCUGGUUGCAACCUUGCUUGGCUUGCUGCUGGGCGCGCUUCUGCAGCAGCACCACCAAUUGCAGCAGCAACGCAACAGCAGCAGCAGCCUCCGAAGUAUUUUAGCUCUAAAGGAAGAAGUGUUUUUUGUGUUGCUGCUCCCUCCGAUUGUCUUCCAGGGGGGCUUGGAGUUGGCGCAAAAUCCUUUUGGUUUUGUCUUCGCAGAAAACUUCGGCAGCGUUUUGUGGUUGGCUGUGGGGGCGACUGCCUGCAGCUGUCUGCUUAUAGGAACCCACAUGCUUGGGGCAGGUCUGCUGCUUCCUGGGGUCUCUCUCACUCCACGCCGCGCAUUUGCUGUAGGCGCUUUAAUAUCGUCUACUGAUCCGGUGGCUGUGCUGAGUGCCUUUAGAGAUUUGCAUGCGAAGCUGCUGAUACACGUGCUGGUGUUUGGGGAGAGUCUCCUUAACGACGCAGUAACGCUCGUCUUGUAUCGGGCUAUUGCAGAUGAAGAGGCGGAUCGAGGGUUUGCUGCGGCGGUGGCCUCCUUCAUCUUUACCUUCUUAGCAUCCACCGUUCUCGGAUUCCUUACGGGAGCUGUUGCUGCCCUGGUCUACAAACACAUCGACUGGGACGAAGAGGGUGUCGCGCUGGAGGUGGCGCUGCUGCUGCUCUUUCCGUGGCUGUCAUACCUCAUUGCAGAUGGCUGUGGGGGGAGCGGGAUCGUCUCCAUCUGCUUUUGCGGCAUCUCCAUGGGAAAGUAUGCAUUUGCGAAUCUGUCAGAAAAAGCUCAAACAGCAUCACGGGCUGUCUUUGGAGCCUUUGCUCUCUUAACCGAGUGUCUUGCAUUCGUCUUUCUGGGGCUGGCCCCCUUCUCCUUUGACUUGCUGCCCUUUGAAGAAGCCGGCCUCUUUCUUGCUGGAGGCCUCGCUGCUGUUGUUGCUGCGCGGGCCCUUAGUGUAUACUUGACCUGCUUUCUUAUGAACUUCUUUAGAGGCCACAAGCGCCUGUCGAUAAAAGAGCAGCACGCCAUUGCACUGUGUGGUCUUCGGGGAACUGUCGCCUUUGCGCUGGCGGAAAGGGCUCAUCAUGACUUUGGUGGGCGUGAGGGGAAGGCCAUCCUUACCUUCACGUUGGUCGUGGCGUUGGUGUCUGUGCUACUAAUCACGCCGGCGCUGUUGUUCGCCUUGCGGCCUUUGGGGAUAUUUUUGGACGAAUCGGAUGGGUCGAUCGAGGAGUCGCCAGCUAGGGAGCUUCCGUUGAACAACACCAACCUGAUAGGCAACGCUGGAACUGAUGUGAUGACGCAGCAACAGCAGCAGAAUGAUAUUACGAGCAGAGCUUGGUACUUGACGCCCUUCUUCGCGAGUCCCUGCCGGUCUCGCAGGCAGACAAGAGAUCGCAAUGAGGAGGUUGAGCUGCAGCACAUCGCAACAGAGGAUAAGGAGCAGCUGCAAGAACGCGAGCAGCUCCGGAGACGGGGCAAUGAGGUGUAUGUCAACCUUCCACACAAUACAGAAUGUACAGCCGUUGAUUUGGCUCCUGCAGCUGACCUCGUGGGAGGCGGCGAUUUGUUGCAGCAGCAGGCGGGUUUUUUAGAUCAGCGAGAGCAGACGCAGUGA